Xiphophorus hellerii (green swordtail) is the source of this 1146-nucleotide messenger RNA. It is a transcript of the gene fgf21, whose product is annotated as fibroblast growth factor 21. The coding region runs from base 60 to 674 and encodes 204 amino acids. The record is from RefSeq and is a predicted model, not a curated record. Gene Ontology annotation, molecular function: growth factor activity. Lineage: Eukaryota; Metazoa; Chordata; Actinopteri; Cyprinodontiformes; Poeciliidae. The transcript has 4 exons.
UUGUUAUUGUUUAUUUUGUAUUUAUUUUAUUUAACGUUCCCUUUUAUUCCUUCGUCAAAAUGUUUUUGUUUCCAAUUAAACGCCCUUCCUGCCCGUUCCCCUUCCUUUUCUUAAUCCUCUCUCUUCCCUUUUUCUCUUCCUCGUUUUACAUCCCAGAAUCCAACCCAAUCUUUGCCUUCAGGAAUCAGCUCAGAGAGGUGCAUCUCUACACAGAAAAUCACAGACGGGGGUUGUAUGUGGAGAUACAUCUGGAUGGGAGAGUGACUGGAAGUGAUGCUCAGAGUCCUUAUAGUGUGUUGCAGAUAAAGUCUGUUAAACCGGGUCAUGUGGUCAUAAAGGGACAGACAUCGUCCCUGUUCCUCUGCAUGGACGACUCCGGGAAUCUAAGAGGACAGACAAACUAUGACGAGGCUGACUGCUCCUUCAGGGAACUGCUGCUGGCCGAUGGCUACACCCGUUUCCUGAACUCACAACAUGGCGUUCCUUUAUCACUGGCAUCCAGAAACUCUCCAGAUCGACACUCCGUUCCUUUCACAAGAUUUUUACCUCUCAGGAAUACUUUAACGGUUUCAGAAGAAUCAACAAAAACUCAGAGGGACUUCAACCUGGACUCGGAUGACCUUCUCGGGAUGGGACAGAACGUGGUGGUUAGUCCUCAGCUGUUCGUGGACUAAAAUACAGAACCACAAAGAAAUCAGAACUGUUUGGGUUUUAAAACUCUGAUACGUGAUUGUCUUCUAAUUUAUUAUUAUUGUUGUUUCUUUGGGGGAUUCUUAAAUAUAAUUAAUACUGACCUAAGUUAUUUAUUUAUUUUUGUGUCUUAUUUAAAGCUUAUUUUAAUUUGUAUUCAUUCUGAGAAUUGCUCAGAUCUUUAGAGGAAAAAUGAAUAAUUCAGAUUUCAUUUCCAGGUAAAGAAAUUCUGGAAUUGCACAAUUGUAUUUGUGCAAUUCUAUGUUUUUUUUUUUCUUUUUGGUAUUUCUAAUGCAGAGCAGUGCUCAGCACCUUCUUGCACAACAGUGGAAAAAUGCCUGCGUGGGAGCAGGACGCCCUCUAGUGGAAGAAACUAAUAAUGAGCGCAAAUGUUUGAUUUUUUAUUUUGCUAAUUUCUGUUUGAUUUGUGAUUCAAGAAAGAGAAAAAAAAUCUUA